Messenger RNA from Cutaneotrichosporon oleaginosum, 2086 nucleotides. RefSeq lists its product as uncharacterized. NCBI's taxonomy places the organism in Eukaryota, Fungi, Basidiomycota, Tremellomycetes, Trichosporonales, Trichosporonaceae. The record is from RefSeq and is a predicted model, not a curated record.
GAAGUCUCCACACGCCACAAGCUCUUAAACUGCUUGUCACGGCUGGCGGAGCACAGCCGUCUGAUCCUGGAGCCUCUUCGUCACUGCCAUCUCGAUCACUGCUGGUCGUCGCUGACACCACCGCAGUCCGCAGCUAGAGAUCUGGUGACUGCCUGGCGACUGCCUGCCGAUGCGUGCCUGAUUUGUGGUGCGGGUAUGACGCGCGUCGAUCCGGCGGUUGAGGCGACUUACGACCCGCUCUGCGAUCUCGUCCAUCGCAUCAUCUCCCUUCCCUCUCAUCCCACCAUUGCCUGCGUCUUCGACGAUGCGGACUUUAGUGAGACCAACGACAAGAGCGUCUUUCCCGCUGCGGCGGCUGCACACCUCGGCGCCCCGGCACCCCCGUUCCGCAUCGUCCACCGUACCGCCGGCUAAAGCGCGAAGAGGGCGCUGGCGGACGGCCGCGUUCGUUGCGCUUGCUGGGGGCGGCAUCUACCUCUUUGACCGCGAGUGCAAUGCAAGUGCACUCACGCGAAGCUUGCGGACAGGAUAUAUUGGCUUGUUGUGUACCCUAGAUUACAAGAUCAACUUCUCGCCAGCAAAGGCGGACAAGAUCGAUGCGCUGCACGAGCGCGUGGCGACGCGCCUCCGCUGGGUCGUGGACACAAAUCAGGGGAUGUACCUCAAGCUGGGGCAGGCGAUCGGCUUGCAAGCGGCUCUUCUGCCGAAACCCUACCGCGAGGCGUUCACUCAUGUAUUUGACAAGGCGCCGUCAGUGCCGUAUGCCGAGGUCGUUGGCGUGUUCCGCGAUGACUUGGGUGUCGAUCCGAUGGACGUAUUCGAGGAAUUCAGCCACGACGCGCUCGCCUCGGCGUCGAUUGCGCAGGUGCACAAGGCCAAGCUGCGGCCGGAGCUAGGUGACCCCGACCAGCUGGUUGCGGUGAAGGUGCAGAAGCCCGCGAUCGCCAAGCAGAUGGACUGGGACUUGUUCUCGUAUCGCUCACUAAUGUGGCUGGCGCAGAAGGCGUUCGACCUCCCGCUAUACUUUGUGGCGGACUACGUGUCGGCACAGAUGCGACUCGAAACGAGCUUCAUGCACGAGGCGGCGAACGCGCGCCGCUGCGCCGAGCUUGUAUCUCAAACCCCCGAGCUACGCGACGACAUUUACGUCCCUAAAGUCUUCGGCAAGGCAGAGGGAUAUCCAGAGUCUGAUCGCGUGCUGGUCAUGGAAUGGGUCGAUGGGUGCCGGUUGAACGACAAAGAGCAGAUUCAGUCGUGGGGACUGGACCUGCGCGAUGUAAUGGACCUCGCGAUCAGCCUCAACGGCGCGAUGACGUUCACAUGGGGCUUUCUGCACUGCGACCCGCACCCCGGCAAUGUGCUUGUGCGUCCACACCCGGUGAAGAAGGGCAAGCCGCAGCUCGUCAUCCUCGAUCACGGGCUGUACAUCACCCUCCGGCGCAGCUUCCGCGAGGAGUACGCGACGCUGUGGCGCUCCCUCUUCGUGCUGGAUCUACCCACGAUCGACCGCAUCUCCAAGUCAUGGGGCUUGGGCAUAGACCCCAAUAUGUUCGCUUCCGCCAUCUUCCUCAAGCCGACACACGUGAAGAAGAACCCACGCCGUGGUCCGCCUCCGCCCCCCAAGACAGAGUACGAGAUCCAGAUGGAGGUCAAGGCGCAGUUUAAGGCGUUGCUCGAGAGCGAGCAGCUGAUCCCGCGCGAGCUGAUCUUCGUCGGCCGCUGCCAGCGCAUGCUGCAGGCCAACAACCAGCUCCUUGGUUCACCAAGCGAGCGUAUUAAUAUCACGGCAGCAUGGGCCGCGAAGGGCUACGCCGAGUUCGCGGGGUCGCGCGCGCUCGCCGACAUCGGGCUCAAGCGCUGGCUGCGGGACCGGUACGACAGCACGGUGUUCCGCUUGACGCUAUGGGUCAUCGAAUGGGCGUUCUGGUGGACGAGCCUCAAGGCGCGCUUCUCCAAGACCACCGGCAGCUGGGAGGACCGGCUGCAGGCGCAGAUGGAGCGGAUGGCCAAGGAGGAGUUCGGCAUCGAAAUAGAUGGCAACACGGCAUUCUUGGGAUAGAUAGUGUAUGUAUGCAAUGCUUAUUAU